This is a messenger RNA of Lachnellula hyalina, 618 nucleotides long. It is a transcript of the gene SPBC9B6.07, whose product is annotated as Ribosomal RNA-processing protein 1-like protein. The coding region runs from base 1 to 618 and encodes 205 amino acids. Gene Ontology annotation, cellular component: preribosome, small subunit precursor. The record is from RefSeq and is a predicted model, not a curated record. NCBI's taxonomy places the organism in Eukaryota, Fungi, Ascomycota, Leotiomycetes, Helotiales, Lachnaceae. The transcript has 2 exons. Gene Ontology annotation, biological process: rRNA processing.
AUGGACGACUCCUCAAUCCAACAAACGCCCUUCAUAAAACAACUAGCCGCAAAUGCAUGUGGAUGUGCGACCGUCCGCUCCCCCCAACAACACCUCGCCACCUCCCUGGCCUCCCUCCUCACCAUCCUCCCAUCCACUACUCUAACACCGUUCCUGCGCGCCUUCUGGAUCACCAUGUCCCGCGAAUGGGGCGGCAUCGACGUGCUGCGCAUGGAGAAGUUCCUGCUGCUCACGCGCCGCUACAUCGGGGCUACGUUGGCGGUGUUGAGAGAUGGCGCGUGGCAGGAGGGGAUGGUGGGAGAGGUGACUGCGGUGUGGGAGGAGGUGGCGUUUAAUGUGGGGGAUAUGAAGGUUGCGAACGGGGUUAGGUUUCACUGCGUGGAUGUUUUUGUCGAUGAGUUGGAGCGUGUGGGAGCCCUGGAGGAGGGCAGUGGAGCGCCGGUGGGUGUGCUGUUGGGGCCGUUGAGGAGGUUGGCGGAGGGGUGUCCGGUUAAGGCUGUUAGGGUAAAGGCGAGGGAGGCGUUGGCUGAUGAGCGGUUACCUGGGAAUGAAAAGGUGGCUGUGGAGGGGAAGGAUGGUGAUGGGGGAGAGGAGGAGUGGGGUGGGAUUGAAGAUUAA